Thrips palmi is the source of this 588-nucleotide messenger RNA. RefSeq names its product SUMO-conjugating enzyme UBC9-like. The record is from RefSeq and is a predicted model, not a curated record. The coding region runs from base 1 to 588 and encodes 195 amino acids. The transcript is spliced from 5 exons. NCBI's taxonomy places the organism in Eukaryota, Metazoa, Arthropoda, Insecta, Thysanoptera, Thripidae.
AUGGCACCCAAGCCUGGAGCCCUGAUGAGGGACAUCGCCGAGCUGGCAAAGAACGAUGAAGGCAUAGCUCUAGUAGAGAUUAAGCAGUCCAUGGAACGGAUACUUGUAUCUGUUCCUGGACCCGUAUCUACGCCCUAUGAAUCCGGGACAUUCUUGGUGCGCAUUCAUAUCCCGGAGGAAUUCCCUUUGAAGUGCCCCAGCUUUUAUUUUGAGACAAAUGUUUUUCAUCCAAAUGUCUCUCCAAAUGAUGGGAAAAUCUGCGUAGACCGUCUGGCAGAAAGUUGGUCUCCAUCAAUAACACUGAAAGGGUCUUGCCGUAUUAUCUCUAUGCUACUUUCGGAACCGAACCCAAAUUCGCCUCUCAACACAGACGCAGCCCGCAUGAUGGAGGAUGAUGAAGAAAUGUACAAUAGAACCGUGCUGGUGUGGACAAAGCAUUUCGCUAAUGGGAUCCAUUCAUUUCCUCCAUAUGACGAUAUGAUCGAAAGACUUUGUGAACUUAAUGUAAGCCCACGGAGGGCAGUGGGCCUCCUGACGAACUCAAGAUGGGAGGUGGAGGAGGCCGCUGAAGUACUGAUGCAGGAUUGA